Messenger RNA from Erigeron canadensis, 3114 nucleotides. Its product is annotated as probable disease resistance protein At4g27220. Lineage: Eukaryota; Viridiplantae; Streptophyta; Magnoliopsida; Asterales; Asteraceae. Gene Ontology annotation, molecular function: protein binding; ATP hydrolysis activity; ADP binding. The transcript has 2 exons. The coding region runs from base 1 to 2838 and encodes 945 amino acids. The record is from RefSeq and is a predicted model, not a curated record.
AUGGGGGAACAGGUUGUUAGUCCCCUACUUGUAAAAGUUGUGGACUUGUUGUUUGGUGUGGCUAUUAAAGAGUUUAGUUACAUGUGGAAUUGUGAAAAAAAUGUUACAAAGUUAAAGAAUGAAGUUAAAAACCUCAUAGAUAUGAGGAAGAAUAUUACAGAACAAAUAAAAGUCGCAGAUCGUAAAGGGGAUAAUCUCAAACAUGGUGUGGAAGACUGGUUAAUAAAGGCAGGCAACGAAAUAGCCAAGGCCGUAGUGUUCGUUGAACACGAAACAAAAGCCAACAAGACGUGUAGCACCCUUUACCAUUAUGGUAAGAUGUCAUCAAAAAUGGUUCUUUCUCUUUCGCAGCACCAAGUAGAAGGCAAGUCUUACGAAAGUUGUGUCCAUGUUGAAACUCGUGCACCCGGACCACUAGAUGCAUAUGAAAACAAAGAUCUUGAUGGUAUUGAUACCCACAAUUCAGCUUUGAAAAAUAUCAUUCAUGCUAUUAAAGAUGAAAGCAUACAAAUCAUUGGAAUCUAUGGGGGAGGUGGUGUCGGGAAAACUACAUUAGCAAAGGAAGUUGUUGCAAGAGUAAAAUAUGCUGAUGUUCCAUUUAUAACUGUCUCACAAAAUGUAGAUAUUAUGAAGAUUAAAAAAGAUAGUGAAGAUGCAACAAAGAGAAUAGUGAAAGGGGAGAAGGUUCUAAUCAUAUUAGAUGACAUCUGGGAGAAACUUAACCUGGAAGACUUAUGCAUUCCGUGCGGGAGUAAGCAUAAGAAUUCUAAAAUUUUGCUAACGUCUAGAAACAAAGAUGUGUGUGAGAAAAUGAACGCUCAAAGUAUAAUUUUUGUCGGCUCUUUGCAACCAAAAGAAGCAUGGAUUCUUUUCAAACGUGUCGUUGGUGAAAGAUUGGAGACGGAUGAUGUUUUGAAACCAGUUGCAGAGGAGGUGUUGAAAGAGUGUGGUGGAUUGCCGCUCCUCAUUCAAGUGGUAGGAAGUACUUUGAAAAGCAAAAACAUCAGUUCAUGGGAAGCAGCUCUUUCUCGACUAAAGAAACCUACACCAUGGGAAAUUGAUCCUGAUAUACGGAAAGCAUUUAUUCGUUUGCAGCUAAGCUAUGAAUACCUUGAAAGUGAAGAGGUUAAAUCAUGUUUCUUGCUCUGUAGCAUGUUUCCUGAGAAUUAUAAUAUACCGCUGGAAGCGUUGGUAUACUAUAUGGUGGGUCUAUGUAAGUUUGAUGACCUUGAGAGCAUGGAGGAUGCAAGAGACAGGGUUCGAAAUGCAGUGAAUAUGCUCACAUCCUCUUGUUUGUUGUUGAAUGUGGAGGCUGAUGAAGGCUUUACCAAAAUGCAUGAUGUUGAUCAUGAUGUAGCAUUGUUAAUUGCGUCCAAAGAUAAGAAUAAAUAUAUGGUAAAAGCGGGGAAAUACUUGACAGAAUGGUUACCAAUAGACGACAACCUAAAAACCUACACCGGUAUCUCACUCAUGAACAAUAAUAUUUCUAGGCUUCCUGACUAUGAAAUUCAUUUAUCAAGCCUUGACAUUUUCCUCAUAAAUAACAAUUGGAACUUGUCAAUGAUAUCUGAUGAAUUCAUUAAGGGCAUGAAAGAAUUAAAGGUUUUAGAUUUGAGUGAGUGUCUCACACAGCUUCCACAAUCAUUGGAGCUACUCACCAAACUUCGCAUGCUCAAUCUUAGUGGUAAUAAAUCUUUCCAUGAGAUUUCUAUUAUUGGGAAGAUGAAGGAUCUUGAAAUUCUAAUUCUCAGUAAAACCGGAAUCAAAGAAAUUCCUCAAGAGAUUGGUCAAUUGGUGAAAUUAAGGCGGCUUGAAGUUAUUCGGUGUGAUUAUCUUUUUGAUAUAACACCGGGAGUGAUAUCAAAGCUCCGGAGUUUGGAAGAGCUGCGCAUUGACCUUAAUAAGAUGAGUAAAGGAGUCAAUGGUUGUACUGCUGAGGUUAUGAAGUUGUCAAAGCUCACAUAUUUGGAUCUAAAGGUGAAAAGUUUUGACCUUAUUUCCGAAGGUUUUAAUUUAAGACAUUUGAAGGGAUUUGUGAUUCAAAUCGGAUAUUUCUAUGGAGGAAAUGAGCUCAGGAGGCCAGAUCGUAAUCUAAUAGUUUCAGUUAAACAUCUUGUGAUUCCAUUAUCAAAUUGGUUAAAGAAACUGAUUGAGAUAAGCCGUCCUAAUACAAUUCUAUAUGAAAUAGAAAACUUAAAUAAUAUGAUGCCGACCUUAUAUGAUGAAGGUUUCAAUAAGUUAGAGCGUGUUAAGUUAUCUUCGUGCCCGAGUGUGUCAUGCUUAGUGGAUGAUGACGAUGAAGGGAAAACAAGGGAAAAGUACUUCAUGGAACUAAAACACCUUUAUUUGAGAAAACUAGAUAAACUGAAGGUUGUAUGGAAAUGUCCAGAUGAAUAUAUAAGUUUUACCAACCUAGUGACGCUUUAUAUCAAUUUUUGUAAUAAAUUAGAAAGAGUAUUUACAGUGCGUGUAGCACAAGGCCUUGUCAAUCUCAAGAAAUUGGAUAUUCUCUAUUGCUCAAGUCUAGAGGAAGUGAUUUGGGAUAAUAAUGGGGGUAAAGAUGAUAAAUCUGAAAAUGUUAUUGUGUUCCCUUCUCUUGUCACAAUCUCCCUUAAUGUAUUACCUAAACUCAAAAGCUUCUUCAAGUCAGCUAGGGAUUGUAGAAUCGAAUAUUCAUCUUUGGUGAACGUUGAAAUAUAUUCUUGUGAAAGCAUGGAGAUAUGGGGAUCUGGAAUCCAUAAAACACCCAAUCUCAAAACAUUGCAUGGAAAUUAUGAGGUACGACUAAAUGGACCUAAUGCCAUAAAUGAAGCCGUGGAGCAAUCUUGGAGAAAGUGAAUGCAGCCGAUGGACCUAUUGCCAUAAAUGGAGCUGAAAAAAGUACGUUGGUUGAUAACUCACUAGGAAACACAUACAUAUUUGAUAUUUCUAUGAGUAGCAGUAAUCAAUAAGCCAUUAAAAUUAAUAUGUUGGUUGACUUGGUUCAUUGAUACAGUUAUUUUCGGAAUAAUAUAUAUAUAGUUGCUUCAGGAAAGUUCAAUUGUAUUUGUAUGUCCUCUAGUUAAUUUGGUGAUUAUGUCUGAUAUACAUGAGUUGUAACCAGGUUUUUUUUUC